AUGAAGAAGUUGAAUUUUGAUGAAAAAGUUGCUGGAUACAAUAGGCUACUCCAACUAAAUGAGCUUGAUGAGUUCCGUAAUGAAGGCUAUGAGAAUGCAAAGAUCUACAAGGAAUGCACCAAGGCAUGGCACAACAAGAACUCGAUCAUAAAAGAGUUCCAACCUGGGCAACAUGUACUUCUCUUCAAUUCAAGGUUGAGACUCUUUCCAGGCAAUUUAAAAUCUAGGUGGUCUAGUCCCUAUACUAUGGUGAAGGUGUUCCUAUACAGAAUUGUUGAAGUGUUAGGCAAGAAUGGCUCAUCGUUUAAAGAAAAUGGUCAACAAUUGAAGCAAUACUUGGGUGGUCCAAUAGACCAAGCCAAGUCAGUGAUCCUCUUGAAGCCCCUCUGA
Molecule: messenger RNA, 390 nt
Organism: Humulus lupulus (European hop)
Lineage: Eukaryota; Viridiplantae; Streptophyta; Magnoliopsida; Rosales; Cannabaceae
Exons: 1
Coding region: 1-390 (129 amino acids)
Source: RefSeq, a predicted model, not a curated record